AUGUUAUUAACCAUAUUCGUAGUCUUUGGGUUUAUUCAGCAUGUAGCUUCAAUUCAAUGUUUUACAUGCUCUCAGCCAGGUGGUUUUUGUUCCCUGCCAUUGAAUCUUGAUAAUGGUGAUGAAAGUAACGAAAGUGAGAUAGAUAGUGCUAAUUACGAUGCAGAUUAUUUUUGUCAGAGUGAUCAUUAUUUUGAUCCAAACAUUGAUACGGAAAUAUUAAUUUUACGUGGUAUACAAUAUUGUGAAGAAUUAGAUGUUGCAAAUCAUCGUACACAUUGCUGUCAACAAGAUAAUUGUAAUCAAUGGAUACCACCAAUGACAACUAGACACAUCAUUUAUUCAAAUGAACAACGUGUAUUAUCUUCGAUGAUGUUGACUAUCUUUUCUGUUGUAUUUCAAUAUUUUUAUAAAUAG
This is a messenger RNA of Rotaria socialis, 414 nucleotides long. The record is from the annotation of a GenBank genome assembly. NCBI's taxonomy places the organism in Eukaryota, Metazoa, Rotifera, Eurotatoria, Philodinida, Philodinidae.